This is a messenger RNA of Rubroshorea leprosula, 657 nucleotides long. The record is from the annotation of a GenBank genome assembly. Lineage: Eukaryota; Viridiplantae; Streptophyta; Magnoliopsida; Malvales; Dipterocarpaceae.
GAGGCAUCGCUGCAAUGGCUCAACAAGGCGGACAAAUGCAUGGCAGCCGACGGCCACGACGCUGGCUGGCAUGCAGAGCGUUCCCGUACUCGUGAUCCUCUACGGCAGCAUGGUGAAGAAGAAAUGGGCCGUGAACACUGCUUUCAUGGCCCUGUACGCCUUUGCUGUACUAUGUUGGGUUCUAUGGGCCCACAAAGUGUCUUUUGGGACCAAGAUGGGCCCAAUAUUGGCAAGCCCGAAGGUUCCCCGACCCAGUAUUUUCUUCUCGAAAGAGAAGAAACGGACCUCGCCUGCAUCCCGAACGCCGAUGACAAGUAUAGCCCAGGUCUGUUCUACAGCGAAGGGAAAUUCCACAAGUACCUCAGACAAGUUAUGUAUCAGAUCUUGGGAGCAGCUUUCAUAACUGUAUGGAAUGUUGUGGCGACCAGUUUCAUCUGCAUAUUUAUAAACCGACUAGUUAAGUUACGGAUGCAUGGAGAUAAGCUUGAGGUAGGAGACGAUGCAAUCCAUGGAGAGGAAGCUUAUGCACCGUGGGGUGAUGGGGAGAGGAUGCCUAAGCCUCGUUGGCUUUAGACACCCAGAAUUCCUCUGAUCUGCAGGCCCCGACCUCGAGUCUAGUCUCUGCUUCAGGAGCUUCAAUAAGUUCGAAAGACUGCC